AUGAGGUUUUGCAUGGCCCAACACCGUCCAUUCUCCCGCAAUCUAUCAGUGCUGCCCCUCUUCCUUCUCUUCGGCAUGUCUUUAUGAUCUUUGCCAAUUCUUCAAUCUUAGCAUGGCUUCUUCAUCUCCUGCACCGCCGCAAUUCCCAGAUCUACCUCCUCCAGACCCGGAUCAUGUCCACCUGCGAACUGCCUACCUCGUCACGGGCAAUCCGCGGCCGCCACAUUAUCUGGGGAGCCUCAGUCUGAAUACUACCAUAUCUGCGCUCAAGGAGAAAAUUCAGUCUGAGCUGCCUGAGCAUCCGUCUCCCUCCGAACAGCGGCUCAUCUACCAGGGCCGUCCCUUGCUCCGAAAUGAUGCCAACUUACGAGACAUUCUCAGAAUACCUGACGGUGUACCCGAUACCCUCCCGCAUACAAUCCAUAUCGUGAUCCAGUCUCAGCAGAAUACUUCGCAGUCUCAGCAACCGCCGAACCCCAUUCUGAAUCCCACUCUGAACCCCAUUCUGAACCCGCCUCCGCCACCUCCUCUACAGGUAGACCACCAGCAUGCAGAGUUUGCACGCACCUUCAGAGCUGCUCAAACAUCAGCCAACAGACUCCAGGAGUCGCUUGUCCGUAUACAGCAGCAGAUUGAAGCCAACAGAGCGGAUCUGAGAUCGGUUCAGCAGAGAAUAGCAUUACAACAUACCAAUCUGGGUGCUCCUCCAAAUCUUAUGAAUGGUCAAGUUAAUACCAAUGGCCAGCCGCUGCCAGCUCCUCACCCGCAGACUUUUGCUAUGAACUUCCAUUUCGAUCUUCCUGUGGACCAGCUGGCACAGGCUCAACGAGCACCGGGCCCCGGAAAUGCACACCCUCGCCACACGCCGCACGCCUCAUCAGGUCUUCCUCCACAGCAACCUAGAACGGCACCACUAGGUCGGCCUCAACACAAUAUUCAGGAGUUCCAAGGUCCGAACGGAGAACGCAUGACGCUUAUUACGGAGCAGGUGAGUUUCACGAUCCCUGCGCAAGGCCCAGGCUCAGGAUCUGGACAGCAACCCGCCGUACCGUCUCAACCGCAGACGAACACUGCUACUCACGCGCCACAAAACAACAUCCCUCCGCCUGUGCCACCCACUUUUGCCUUUCCUGUGAAUUUGCUUCCUUCCAUGUCCACCACGCCCAUGUACCUGUCAAAUUCGCCCGCACAAAAUCGCCCCAGUCCCCCACAAUUGUCGAAUACGACAGCCUGGUUGCUAUCUUCCCCAGUUGGACCCCAAGGAUUCUUGUUUGCUCCUGGCCAUGGCUGGUUUUGUUCUCCGCCUGUGAGGCGACAGCAACAAGUUGGCAGUGUGCCAACUCCUCAACCCCAGACAAACGACCCAAACGGAGCAGGUGCAACCCAGCUGGCACAAACCAACAAUCAGGGCCAGCCGAAUGCAAACCGUGCUAUAAUUCGAGCCAAUGAGCCUCAACCGGACCAGCCUCAACCUGUGCCUGCCGUGGCACAAGCACAGCAGAAUGGAGAAGACAACGAUCUCUUCGCAUUCAUCAUCAAUCGAGGGUGGCUUUUCUUGCGCCUCUACCUCUUCAUGUUUGUUUUCUCCGAGCCGGGUACCUGGAAGCGGUGGCUCAUGAUUUUUGCGGCGGCAGUCAUCUGUCUGCAACCUCGAGAUGGUCCCCUCACUCGCCUGUUAGCAGCCGCUCGCCGGCACCUUGAUAAUCUGAUUGGCCCACCUCCACCGCAACCUCCGCCAGAAGCUGUGGCUCACCAACAAGAUCCCGUCGUCCAACAACCCGGGGGGGCUGGCCAAGUCCGUGCCGGAGCCACUGCGCAACGACCUGCCAAUGUCCGCGGAGCCCUAACAAUGACUCCACAAGAAGCGAGGGCUCGACUGGAAGACCAGCGGCAGGACCAUGAACCACGCCCCUGGCGAGACACGCUAUAUCGUGUUGAGCAGAGUAUAGCACUGUUUCUAGCGAGUUUGAUUCCUGGUGUGGGGGAGCGUCAUGUCAGGGCAAGGGAGGAAGCGCGAAGGGAGGAACAACGUCGCGUGGAAGAAAGAGGCCGCGCGGAAAACGAAGCAGCUGCCGAGAGACCAAAUGGGGACGAGGCAGAUGCGCCUGCUAGUGACACGCAAGCUUCGUCUGCAGAGGCGAGAAAACCAGAAGUCAACGUCGAUGCGUCCGGAGAGCAGAGCACUUCAACUUCCGUCGAGGUCAGAGACGGCGAAGCCGAAUCAGGCGAAUUACGGAAUAGGACGUGAUUUCAGCCUGCUUAGCGGCGACGUAGACUUGAUUGGUUGAUUUGCUCUCUACGGUAUGAUGUGCUCGUUGAAAAGCAAAAGUUUAUGUCGAGUCCAACAUUGGGGGCCAUCGGUGCCAGUUGCGCAGCGUAUUGAAAAAACCUUGACGAUACCCAAAAUGAAACAAUCGGCUUUUUUCCCAGAUAAAGAGUCUCAACACCGACGAGACCGUCUCAUGGGAUAGGAGUGUCGUAGGAAUUCUCAAGGCGAAAGUGAUUAUGAUUCCCAGCGGAAGUCCUCUCCUCCCUUUUCUACAAACUAUAACUACCUAGACGACCGAGACGCCGAGCUAUGGGAGUACAAGAUACAGCAGAAGAC
Messenger RNA from Cladophialophora immunda, 2605 nucleotides. RefSeq lists its product as uncharacterized. The transcript has 2 exons. The coding region runs from base 113 to 2248 and encodes 711 amino acids. The record is from RefSeq and is a predicted model, not a curated record. Gene Ontology annotation, biological process: endoplasmic reticulum unfolded protein response. Gene Ontology annotation, molecular function: protein binding. NCBI's taxonomy places the organism in Eukaryota, Fungi, Ascomycota, Eurotiomycetes, Chaetothyriales, Herpotrichiellaceae.